Eupeodes corollae is the source of this 2847-nucleotide messenger RNA. Its product is annotated as facilitated trehalose transporter Tret1-like. NCBI's taxonomy places the organism in Eukaryota, Metazoa, Arthropoda, Insecta, Diptera, Syrphidae. Bases 35 to 2644 code for a protein of 869 amino acids. Gene Ontology annotation, molecular function: transmembrane transporter activity. The record is from RefSeq and is a predicted model, not a curated record. The transcript is spliced from 11 exons. Gene Ontology annotation, cellular component: membrane. Gene Ontology annotation, biological process: transmembrane transport.
GUUGUGUUUUAGUUCAGAACGGUUGUAUUGAAAUAUGACGUGUUUUGACGUUAAUUAUUCAAAUAGCGUGUUUUCUAAAAAAUAUAAAAGGCAGUUGUCAGCCACACUGACAGGACUUAUAGUGGCAUUUAGCUAUGGAAUCUCAUUAGGAUGGAUAACACCAAUGAUUUACAAACUGCACUCAGCCAGUUCACCAUUAGCAUUUAGAAUUUCAAUUGAAGAAGCUUCCUGGAUCGGUUCACUUUCAAAUGUCGGAGGACUAGCUGGUACUAUUUUCUUUGGAUUUUUGAUUGAUCGAGUUGGACGUAAGAUAUGCCUUUAUAUCCUCCCGCUGCCACAUGCCUUCUUUUGGGUUAUGGUAUACUUUACCAGCAACGUCUACCAUCUAUAUCUAGCCCGCCUGAUAGGUGGUAUAACUGGUGGUGGUAUUUUUCUCAUUUUUCCAAUAUUUAUAUCAGAAAUAGCUGAUCCUCAAAUUCGUGGAACACUGGGAUCACUUGUAGCCCUCUUUACAAAUGUAGGUGUUUUAAUUGGAAAUAUAGUGGCAUCACACGUUUCAUACCACAUUGUGCCUCCAGCAGUUUUAACACUACCAAUCAUGAGCAUUGCAUUUCUUGUACGCUGUCCCGAAACUCCGCAGCACUUACUAAAGAAAGGAUAUUUCGAUAGAGCGAAAAACUCAUUGAAAUACUAUUCAUAUCACAAUCACAAUGUUAACAAUGAAGAUGGUGAAGACAAAUUCAAUACACAGUUUGCUGAAUUAAAAGAAGCUAUCAAUUUGUCAAACAUACAGCAAAAGGUGUCCUCACAAGACUUUAUGAACAAACGAUCAUUGAAGGGAAUGGCAACUGGAAUCACGAUAAUAUUCAUUAAUGUCUUUUGUGGGUUUUAUUCCAUUACAAAUUAUUCCUCGCUGAUUUUUGCCCAGACUAAAUCUUCUAUAGAUCCAUAUACUAGCACAAUUGUUAUUGGCGGAGUUAUGAUUUUGGGCUCAUACGUUGCAUCAUUUUUUGUUGACAAAUUUGGAAGGAAGAUUCUUAUGAUGAUAUCUUCGGGGAGUAUGGCUAUUCUGCUAGCGAGUUUUGGUGGAUAUGUCUACUUAACAGAUCGCAUUGACUUGACUAGGAUACAUUUUCUGCCAGUGUUGCUAAUUUCGUUUAUUAUAUUUACUGGAAGCACCGGAAUUGCUGCCAUUACAUUUGUUUUACUAGUUGAAGUUCUUCCUCCAAAGAUUCGGUCAUUGGGUGCGACUUUGUGUCAAAUAGUUAUGGGGAUAUUUGCAUUUGGAGCUCUUAAGUUAUUUCCAGUUUUAAUGGCAAGCAUUGUUAUUAUAAUCGCAUAUAGCUAUGGAAUUGGUUUGGGAUGGCUUUCUCCGAUGCUUCUAUUAUUUCAAUCGGAAGAUUCACCUUUGAUGUUCAAAGUCACAGUGGAGCAAGUUUCAUGGAUUGGAUCGCUUACUAGCAUUGGAGGAAUGCUGGGAACAAUUUUGUUUGGUAUCAUAUUGGAUCUAGUUGGAAGAAAAAUGUCCUUGUAUUUAUUGCCUCUACCACACAUGGCAUUUUGGAUCAUAAUUUACUUCGCCCACGAAGUUUAUCACCUCUACAUAGCCCGAUUCUUAGGAGGCGUAACAGGGGGUGGCAUUUUUGUGGUUAUAUCAAUAUUCAUUUCUGAAAUCGCUGAUCCAAGAGUUCGUGGUUCCUUGGGUUCGCUUUUUAUUUUUACAAUUAACAGCGGUAUGGUAUCUGGAUUUGUGAUUGGAUCAUACAUUCCUUAUUUUGUGAUUCCCGGUGUCAUUUUGACUUUGCCUAUUCUAAAUCUACUGCUUUUAACUCAAUACCCUGAAACGCCUCAAUACCUGCUGCGAAAAGGGAAAACUUCUUUGGCAGAAAAAUCAUUUAAGUUCUACAAAAACCAUAAAAGUGGCAAUAAAGAACAAGACCAGCAGAUGUCUUUGGAUUUUAACGAACUAAAAACAAACAUUCAAUCAGCUGAAAAUCAGAAAAAAGUGACAAUUCAUGAUUUCUUAACUAAACGAGCUCUAAAUGGCCUUGGAAUCGGUGGAAUUCUAAUGGGAGUCUAUAUGCUGUCAGGAAAUUUCGCCAUAAUUAAUUAUUCAUCUAUAAUUUUUGCUGACAUAGGUUCAAUAUUGAAUCCAAACGGAAGUUCAAUAGUUAUUGGAUUGGCACAAAUACUUGGUUCAUACAGCGCAACAAUUUUAGUUGACAGACUCGGAAGAAGAAUGUUAAUGAUGCUUUCGACAAGUUUUCUUUGCACAGGUUGUGCUAUAGUUGGAGCUUAUUCUUAUUUGUCGCACCACAAUGACCUGACCAACUAUCAGUGGAUACCUCUAGUGAUGAUUUCAUUUGUUAUAUUUUCGGCAAAUUUGGGAGUUGUGUCGGUGUCUUUUGUAAUUCUCGUUGAAGUUCUUCCCUUGAAGAUUCGUUCAUUAGGGUCGACAUUUUGUUUGGUUCUCAUGGGACUCUUUUCAACUAUUUCUUUGAAAGCAUUUCCAGUUUUAAUGACGAUUAUCGGACUAGCUGGCGUUAUGUGGAUAUGCGGAGGAGUCGCCUUAUUUGGUUUUAUAUUCAACAUAUUGUAUUUGAAAGAAACAAAAGGAAAAUCAUUAGACAUUGAAAAACCAUAAUAAGUAGGAAUAGUAGUUUAUUUUAAAAAUAAGAAAACUUCAAUGUUACUAUAGUAUUAAGAUUAAUAAUUUUUAGAAAUAUCAAUGUAUUUAAAAAUGUACGAAAAAUAUUAAUUUUUUUUCACAAUGUCAUAAUUUGCCAUAUUAAGUUUAUUUAAACAAAAUUCAAUGAAAACAUUAAUAAAUGCACUUAAAAAUUGAAA